Molecule: messenger RNA, 1710 nt
Organism: Aplosporella prunicola CBS 121167
Lineage: Eukaryota; Fungi; Ascomycota; Dothideomycetes; Botryosphaeriales; Aplosporellaceae
Exons: 3
Coding region: 1-1710 (569 amino acids)
Source: RefSeq, a predicted model, not a curated record
AUGCUUUGGAUACUGCUUUUUCUUAGUUCUGUACCACUUCAUUUGCUUUUCAACUCGGUCAUCUUCUCUCGAGUGCAAGCAAAUGACUACAAAGUCCUUCCAGUGACGCCAGGGUUUUUAAACGGAGACGUCUACAACACAACUGGCUUCAUGGACGUUGAGACCCGUAAGCUUAACAAUCUUGUUAAUGAGUCUUCAGUUCUGCGAGAAAAAUUCAUCGGCUCAAACGCAAGCAAACCCCGCAAUUUGACUACUGAGCAAUGCCUAUCUGCGUACUCCGGUCAGUACAUCUCAAACCUAGGCGAUGUGUUGCUUGUUCAGGACAAUGUCAUCUGGAGAGACCCAUCACACUGGAAGCCUCAGUGGUUUAAACUCAAGCCCAACUCAAAGCAAUUUUACAACUGGACAUCUCUUGGCACUGGCGGGUCAGCGGAGUUGAACUACAAUGACCAAGUGCCGCCUUUCCAAAGUCGCCCGGACGACUAUCCCUCGAGCGGUUGGAGAUGCCCUUCCAGGUCCGUUGCGAAUUGCGACAUUGACAAAGAAGGCGAGAUACCAGACAAAAACUUAUGGGCGCCAUACGGCAGUCCCGUGAAGUACUGCUUGGCGGAGGUCGUUGUUGAGCAGUGCCGACUGCAGUUCAGCCUCAGCAUUGCCAUUGCGGUGAUAGUGUGCAACUUCAUCAAAGCUUCUUGCAUAUUGUUGAUGAUAUGGAAGGCGAGAGAUAAUUACCUGGUCACGAUUGGCGACGCCAUGAGCUCCUUCCUCGAUCACCCUGAUCCCGAAACCAAAGGACGAUGUUUGCACUCGAAGAAACUAAUAGAGAAGGAGUGGGAAUGGAUGUCGUUGCAUGGAUACAGAGAUCCAAAGCAUCUGAAUGUCGAUCCUGAGAGAUACGAACCUGAAAGGCGGAGAUGGGUGCGAGCAGCCAGUAAAACGCGUUGGGCCAUGACGUACAUUCUCUACUUCAUCGCAAUCAUUUGCGCAGCCGUUUUCAUCAAACAAGCCAUGGUCGGCCAACCCACCAAAUUAAAAGCAUUAUGGAAAACCGGCUUUGGCACCUUGAACGGAAACAACCUUCUGCGAACGACCAUGUCCAUAACCGGAGGCAUUAUCGUGGCCAACAUCCCCCAGGCCGUGCUAUCAUACCUGUACCUUUGCUUCAACGCGCUGUACACUUGCAUGCUAGUCGCGCACGAAUGGUCCAGCUACUUCCGCUCCCCGAAAGGAUUGCGCGUGACCUCACCAUCCGGCGACCAGCGCAGCACGUACUGGCUACAACUUCCAUACCGCUACGCACUGCCUCUCACGAUCAUGAGCGGGCUCCUGCACUGGUUGGCUUCUCAAAGCCUGUUCAUGGUCAGCGUCAUCAUCGUCAACGAGGAAAGAAAAACCGAUACAAAACGGAGUAUCACGACUUGCGGGUACUCCCCUGUAGCGAUUAUCUUCACAACAAUCGUCGGGAGUUUAAUUGUCAUUGGUGGUGUGUUGCUGGGGUUUAGAAAGUAUCCGGCUGAAAUGCCGUUGGCGAGUAGCUGUAGUGCUGCUAUCAGUGCCGCCUGUCACCCGCCGAAGGAGGAUGUGGAUGCGGCGGUCUCGCUUGUAAGUUGGGGGGUUGUGAAAAAAGGUGAGGGACGGGAUGGUGUGGGACAUAUCUCAUUUAGCAGUAUGGUGAUUAGUCCUCCUGUCGUAGGGAAGCUGUAUGCUUGA